AUGACGAAUACAAAGCUCAAGGUGGCGGUGUUCGACGGAUCCGGUGACUUCUGCUUUUGGAAGACACGGAUGCUGGCUCACCUGAGGAUUUUAGGUCUCAAGGGAGUUCUGAAGGAGCAAGAAUCUAUUGCUCCUCCGACUGAGGCGGAAGAGGCAGAUCCGGAGAAUAUGAAGAAACGGAUCGAAGAUGAAAAGUCAAGAAGGGAGCUGUGUGAGAAGGCGUUAGAUAUUAUUUUUCUAAACAUCGGCGAUAAGGUUCUAAGGAAGAUUGAUCAGUGUACGACUGGAGCUGAAGCAUGGUCAAUGCUCGAACGGUUGUAUCUGGUAAAUUCUCUGCCAAUUCGGGUGUACCUACAACUCAAGGUUUACAACUAUAGGAUGCGAGAUUCAAAUUCAUUGGAUGACAACAUCGAUGAGUUCUUGAAGAUGAUAUCGGAUCUGAAUAACCUUCAGAUUCAAGUUCCAGAUGAGGUUCAAGCAAUCUUGAUUCUGAGUUCUCUACCAGAGAAGUAUGAUAUGUUGAAAGAGACACUUAAGUACGGAUGA
Molecule: messenger RNA, 546 nt
Organism: Camelina sativa (false flax)
Lineage: Eukaryota; Viridiplantae; Streptophyta; Magnoliopsida; Brassicales; Brassicaceae
Source: RefSeq, a predicted model, not a curated record